Molecule: messenger RNA, 630 nt
Organism: Trematomus bernacchii (emerald rockcod)
Lineage: Eukaryota; Metazoa; Chordata; Actinopteri; Perciformes; Nototheniidae
Gene: trmt10b
Product: tRNA methyltransferase 10B
Biological process (GO): tRNA N1-guanine methylation
Cellular component (GO): nucleoplasm; nucleus
Molecular function (GO): tRNA binding
Source: RefSeq, a predicted model, not a curated record
AUGGCACACAUUGGCUCAGAUGUGUGUGAGAUGCAGCUGAAUGGAGUUUCAGAGGUGAUGGAUCUGCUGUUCAUAGACGUGGAGACUGAGAGGGGGGGGGGGGGGGGCAGGCCUGGGAGGGAAGCUGCACGGUCUUCAAGGAAUGUGUCGAGGAAGCAGCAACACUGGGAGAGGCACAUGGCAGCGAAGAAAAGCAAGAGGAAAGAGGAGAAGCAGAGAAAGAAGAUCAACCGUGAGAAGGAGUCAGGCUCUAGCCCAGAUAGUCCUCAGUUUACCAAACGAGUCAUGAAAGCCAUCACCGAAGAGCGUCUAGCUGAGGCUCAGUGCGUCGGGCUCAAACUGUGUGUGGACCUGAGUAUGAGUGACAGCAUGUCUGACAAGGAGUUAGGUCGACUGGCGGGCCAGUUGAGAAGGCUGUACGGCUUGAACAGGAAGGCGAGCCGACCGUUUCACCUCCUGCUGACGGACCUGAGGGAGGACAGCCGGCUCUACAGGGAGUGUCUGAGGAAGAACCAUGCAGGCUUCCACAACUACAUGGUGAGUAUUACCUUCACUACCUCUGUCGACACCCAUAAACCGAUAUUGGACUCCUUAACUCCAAUCACACGUGCAGUGGACAGUUCCAUUUAG